AUGGGCAGUGGGACGACAUGUCCAAAUUUUAUUUUUUUAAUAUCCUUUCUUCCCCCCUCUUGUCAUUUUUUUCCUUUCUAUAUCCAAUUUCUCUCUCUCUAUCUAUCUAUCUCUCCCUUUCUCUCUCUCUCUCUCUCUCUUUCUCUCUCUAUUUUUCAGCUUCCUUUUUCGUUUCUUUGGCGUCGGACCAUUUCGCUCUCUCUCUGUCUUUCUCUCUCUCCUUCUCCUCUCUCUCUUCCUCUCUUCCUCUCCCCUCUCUCUUUCUCUCUCUUUCUACCUGUCUCCCCCUCUCUCUUUCUUUCUCUCUCUUCCGAAUUCUCCUACCAUUUCCCUCCUUCAAUAUCCAGCUUUUCUUCAGUGUCCAAUUAUUUUUCUAUUUUCGUUUUUCUCAUCUUUCUGUUUAUUUCCUUUAGUGUUUAUCUCUCUCUCUCUCUCUCUCUCUCUUCUACCUUUUCUUUCCUUUCCUUUCCCUCUCUCUUUCUCUGCCUCUUCCCUCUCUUUCUUCUGACUUUUCGUCUGCCAUUUCUCUCCUUUACUUCAGUGUCGCAUAUUUCUCUAUCUUCCUUUUUUCCCAACUUCCUGUUUUCUUUCCUUCAACGUUCAGCUUUUCUCUCUCUAUCUCUUCUGAUUUUCAACUACUCUUUCUUUCACUUAAUAUAUAGCCGCCCUUCUCUCUCUAGCUAUCUUCCUACUUCUCAGCCUCUUCCUUUUCUUCAACAGCCAUUUUUUUUUCUCUCUCUCAACUUCCAGUUUCUGUUUUUCUUUCAAUGCCUACUUUACUCUUACUUAUUCCCCCUUUAUCUAUCUCUUUCUCUUAUUCUUCUUAUCUUUCUGUCCCCCUCAUUUAUUCUGCCUGUCUACUUCUACCUUAUUUGGUAUUUUAUCAGUUUUGACAUGCGCAAAAGCGUUUCGAAUAAUGUCGGAAAUAAGCACCUAUCCUAA
Molecule: messenger RNA, 942 nt
Organism: Acanthosepion pharaonis
Lineage: Eukaryota; Metazoa; Mollusca; Cephalopoda; Sepiida; Sepiidae
Source: the annotation of a GenBank genome assembly